GGUGGAGAGGAACUAUUUUGAGUCUCGCGCACCGGGCCUCGCCGCUUUCCGUCCGUGCGCUUUCCGGUCCGAGCCGCGCAGGCGCAAGGUUCGGCGGCGACGGAACGGCUGGAGCGACGUCAGUUUUCUCCCUCGCAGCUUUAUUGGUAAAGCCAAUAGUGAACCAACACCUAAGAUUGAUUUGCAGGAAAAGAUGGAAGAUCUUCAACUCGACCCUCCGGUUACUGAUACAACAACGUUGAGCGUUAAUGAUGAGGUUAAUGAUGAAGAGCAUGUGAACGCAAUGCUACAAGAAUCUCAAACUCAGCAGCAGUUGCUGUUUGGAACUGAAAAUAUUGAUCUAGGUCCAGAUACAUUCAUUUCUGAGCCAACAGAUAAAAUAUCUGAUGCAUGUUCAGUGAAUCUCAUGGAUAAACUUAAUGAUCAGAUGAUGGAGAGUGUAAUAAUAUCUGAUUCACCUAGUAAUAGUGAGGGUUAUGCAGGAGAUCUAGCAAUCCUGCAUGACUGUGAAGAGGCUUUAGAGAUGGGAUGCGGUGAUUCAGAGAGUAAAGAUUGUAAAGAGUCUUCUGGUGAAGAUAGUGAACUCGCACCUUCUGUUGUACAUGAUGCUGAUGAUCGGUCUCCAACACAAGAUAUGAAAUCUGCUGCACAAAAUCUGGAACUAGCAAUCGAGUCAGAAGAAAAGCAUCAAAUAACAAAUCAAAGCCAUGAAAAUGGAUCUGAAAGCCUGGUUGAUUCAGAAUUGCAGGAGAAGGAGACACUGGUGCCAGUUAGCACCCAAUUGUCCAAGGAUGAACAUCUACCAGUGUGCACCAUUUUUAGUCAGGACAAUCGGUCUAAAUCCCAGGUUCAUGCUCCUUUGAAAGCAGAUGGUUAUGAACCCCAGAUGGUGAAAUCUCCUAGCUUUGGGACAAUUAUUGAUACUCCUAAUAAGCCACCAUUAUUUGGAGUACACCCUAGUCCUAGCCUCAGCAAAUUUUUCACAGAUGAUGCCAGUUCAAGUUCAUCGGCAGCAGAAUUUUUUGACUCUUUCACGUCAACUUCUUUCAUUUCAGUUAGUAAUCCGAAUGCUAGUGCUUCAGUACCUGACAGACUGUCAUCCCUUUCUUCUUCCGGAAUAGCCAAUCAACACAAUGGUACAACUCAGUCUUUUAUCAUAGGAAGUGAUGUCACACCUUCUUCAGCCUCAUUUAUGCAAAUACCUCUGUCACCUAAGCCUUUUACCCAGAUCCAAGCAGCAUUUGCAGGAAGUGAUGAUCCCUUUGCAACAGCAUUGAAUAUGAGCGAGAUAGAUAGACGAUAUGAUGCUUGGCUUCCUUCUGAGGACACCAGGAAGAUUCUCAUUUCUGUCGCUACCCAACAGUACAGCACAGUGUUUAUCGACAAGGAAAAAUUAACCAUGCCAGGUUUGAAGUUUGACAAUGUGCAAGGUGAUGCAGUCAAGGAAGUAAUGCUGCGGUUUUUGGGAGAACAGGCUGCAAUGAAGAGACAAGCUUUGACUGCAGAUGCUGUGGAGCAGUCCUUUGUGGGACUCAAGCAAUUAAUUAAUACAAAGAACUGGAGAGCUGCAGUUGAUCUUUGUGGAAGAUUACUCACAGCACAUGGUCAAGGCUAUGGCAAAAGUGGUCAGCCAACUAACCACACUACAGAUUCAGUUCAGCUGUGGUUUGUGCGACUAGCCUUGUUGAUGAAGCUAAGCUUAUUCCAAAAUGCUGAGACCGAAUUCGAGCCGUUUGGGAAUCUUGACCAACCAGAUUUGUACUACGAGUACUAUCCUCAUGUAUACCCAGGACGCAGAGGGUCCAUGAUACCAUUUUCAAUGAGAGUGUUGCAUGCAGAACUUCCACAGUACUUGGGGAAACCACAGGAAUCAUUGGACAGGCUACACACUAUGAAAAUAGCUUGUAUAAAGAUCAUUGAUAACCUGGAAAAUGGACUAGCUGAAGAUGGAAGCAUGAUCAGUGUAUCCUCUGAGAACAGGCAAGCCUCUAUGCAGUUGUGGAGGUCACGUCUGGGGCGUGUGAUGUACUCCAUGGCAAACUGCCUGCUGAUGAUGAAGGAUUAUGUACUUGCAAUUGAUAUGUACCAUUCAGUCACCCAAUACCAACCAGAACAAGAGCCUCAGCUUCUCAGUGGCAUAGGAAGGCUGCUUUUGCAGAUUGGUGACAUCAAAACAGCUGAGCAAUAUUUUCAAGAAGUUGAGCAAAUAUCUCCAAAGUUAGGAAAUGAAUUACAACAGAAUGUAAUCAUUCAAAUGAACAGGGCAUUCCUCCAUCUUGGUCAAAAUAACUUUGCUGAAGCCCAUAAAUUCUUCACUGAAGUUACCAAAUUAGACCCGAGCAAUCCAGUGGCAAAUAAUAAUGCAGCCGUUUGCUUGUUGUACUUGGGAAAACUGAAGGACUCCCUCAGGCAGCUGGAAGCGCUCGUACAGCAGGAUCCCAAACACUACCUACAUGAAAGUGUUCUUUUUAACCUGACCACUAUGUAUGAGCUUGAAUCAUCUCGCAGUACGCAGAAAAAGCAGAGUUUGCUGGAGUCGGUGGCCUGUCGUGAAGGAGACAGCUUUAAUAUUCAGUGUCUGAAGUUACUGUGAACUGCUUUCUGUCCAGUUUGUAUUUAGUUAUUGUAACUUGAAAGAUGUAAAUAUGUAAUUACGUAUAUUUUAAUGAUCUUUAACUGCAGCUUUAUUGUCUAUGUUGCAAUUAAGUGCCCCACACAUGAUAUAUUUUGCAACAAUCAGCUUCUGUUUUGGGGGGGGAUAAGGAAACACUUCACAUUUCAAAUGCCUGUACCAUUUUAUAUUUGUUUGCUCCUACACUCAUUUCACUGUGUAUUCUGACAGGGCUGUUCCAAAUUGGUUGUUAAAUAAAUUAGAAUAAUGCUGUUGUUUUAAAUAAACACAAAUGUAAAUCA
Stegostoma tigrinum is the source of this 2913-nucleotide messenger RNA. It is a transcript of the gene trappc12, whose product is annotated as trafficking protein particle complex subunit 12. Lineage: Eukaryota; Metazoa; Chordata; Chondrichthyes; Orectolobiformes; Stegostomatidae. Gene Ontology annotation, cellular component: TRAPP complex; Golgi apparatus. The record is from RefSeq and is a predicted model, not a curated record. Bases 194 to 2593 code for a protein of 799 amino acids. Gene Ontology annotation, molecular function: protein binding. The transcript has 13 exons.